CAAAAGGUUUAAGUGUUUUUUUUUUGUUUGUUGGGGGGGCGGGGGGGUUAAUUCUGAUUACAUGAUGGAUGAAGUUGUUAGCGAAAGCGUAUCAUCCAUGACAGAAUAAAUAGAGAGAAAAGCAAGAAGAAGAACAAAAGUGUUAAAGAGAGUGUGUUUGGGGGUAUUGCAAAGAUAAUAUUUUUAUUGGGGAAAAAAAAGAAUGGGGAGAGGUAGGGUUGAGUUGAAGAGAAUUGAGAACAAGAUUAACAGGCAAGUAACUUUUGCUAAGAGAAGGAAUGGGCUUUUGAAGAAAGCCUAUGAGCUUUCCGUUCUUUGUGAUGCAGAGGUUGCUCUCAUCAUCUUCUCCAAUAGGGGAAAACUGUACGAGUUUUGCAGUAGUUCAAGCAUGAUGAAAACAUUGGAGAGGUACCAGAAGUGCAGCCAUGGAGCACCAGAGACAAAUGUUUCAACUAGGGAGGCUCUGGAGCUAAGCAGCCAGCAGGAAUAUCUGAAGCUUAAAGCACGUUAUGAAGCCUUACAAAGGUCCCAAAGGAAUUUACUUGGAGAAGAUCUGGGGCCUUUGAGCAGCAAAGAGCUUGAGUCACUUGAGAGGCAGCUUGAUUCUUCAUUAAAGCUGAUAAGAUCAACGCGGACCCAAUACAUGCUUGAUCAGCUCACUGAUCUGCAACGAAAGGAACAUCUACUUAAUGAAGCUAAUAAGAACCUAAAACAAAGGUUGAUGGAAGGCUACCAAGUACAUUCACUCCAGCUGAAUCCAAAUGCCGAUGACGUCGGCUACGGCCGACAACCAACCCAUCAGCCUCAGGGUGAUGUCUUCUUCCAUCCAUUGGACUGCGAGCCAACGUUACAAAUCGGAUAUCAGCCCGAUACGAUAUCGGCGGUCACCGGGGGCCCGAGUGUGAAUAAUUACAUGACGGGAUGGCUACCAUGACUAUGAUACAUAAAGGAAAAUAGAAGCAAAAGCAUGAAGUGGCAAAUGCAUGAAUGCAUGCAUGCAUGGUGUCCGCAUUCCUUCAUAAGAACAUCAUCAGCACAUUUUAUCAUCUGUUUGCAUGUUAUUUGAUGAAACAAAAUUUGUGUAAUGUGUCAUGGAUUUAAUAUUAACUUUCGUGUCUUUAAUUCUGUAAGCACUGCGCAGCACUCUUUGAAAUAAUGUGGUGGUGUUGUUUGCUUGUAAGAGGGAUUCCAACUCUGACCAUCAUCUGCCUUAUUUAGUUUUAAAUCAACAAAAACAAGCAUUUGUUGUUGCCAUGA
Gossypium raimondii (Peruvian cotton) is the source of this 1257-nucleotide messenger RNA. RefSeq names its product agamous-like MADS-box protein MADS4. NCBI's taxonomy places the organism in Eukaryota, Viridiplantae, Streptophyta, Magnoliopsida, Malvales, Malvaceae. Bases 203 to 934 code for a protein of 243 amino acids. The transcript is spliced from 8 exons. Gene Ontology annotation, cellular component: nucleus. The record is from RefSeq and is a predicted model, not a curated record. Gene Ontology annotation, molecular function: RNA polymerase II cis-regulatory region sequence-specific DNA binding; protein dimerization activity; DNA-binding transcription factor activity, RNA polymerase II-specific. Gene Ontology annotation, biological process: positive regulation of transcription by RNA polymerase II.